This is a messenger RNA of Papilio polytes (common Mormon), 1697 nucleotides long. RefSeq names its product probable phenylalanine--tRNA ligase, mitochondrial (gene PheRS-m). The record is from RefSeq and is a predicted model, not a curated record. Gene Ontology annotation, molecular function: ATP binding; tRNA binding; phenylalanine-tRNA ligase activity. Gene Ontology annotation, cellular component: mitochondrion; cytoplasm. The transcript is spliced from 3 exons. NCBI's taxonomy places the organism in Eukaryota, Metazoa, Arthropoda, Insecta, Lepidoptera, Papilionidae. Gene Ontology annotation, biological process: phenylalanyl-tRNA aminoacylation. The coding region runs from base 329 to 1663 and encodes 444 amino acids.
AGUUCUUCUAAAUUUUCAGUAAAAGUAAAGAAAGGGAAGUGUGCCCAAUUUAUUUUACUUCUUACUCCUCACGGAGGUCCGAUCUGUCUUGUAUCUUUUCCGUAAACGGAGAAUUAAUUCCCGAUUGUUCUCGUCUGUUGUUUAUCUAAGCUUUUCGUAUCGUAACCUAAAAACUGUCAAUGUCAGUUGCUUAAAUGACAGUGCAGUGUUUUUAAAAAUCAUAUAAAAACAUCAAAUAAUAAAUUAAAGUAAAUAAUCUCAUUCUCAUUAUUAAACAGUAUCCAGCCACAUAACAUUUUAGUUAUUCAUAAAAUAAUCUACAGAAUAUAUGCGUACACCAAACAUGACAAAAUUAUUUAUUAAAAAUAUUCGCGUGUUUUCGGUCCAUUUAUAUAAACAUUACACAACUGUAACUAAACCGGCAACGAUACUGAAAAUAAAUAAUAAGGAAUAUGCUACCGACGAUUACACUAACGUUACACCAAAGAUUUUGUCAUAUUUAAAUCGAGAUUUGCACUUGAAAAAGGACAAUCCGAUAUCGAUAGUUCGGCAACGGAUUGUGAAUUAUUUUUAUUCCUUUACGCAUGGAGGUAAUCCGAUAUUCAGCGUUUAUGACAACCUAUCUCCUGUAGUGACUACGAAGCAGAACUUUGACGAUUUAUUAAUACCGGAGGACCAUCCGAGUAGAACCAAAUCUGACUGUUACUAUAUGAAUAGGAAUACAUUGCUGCGUGCACAUAUGACCGCACAUCAAAGUGAACUUCUCCGUUCAGGUCUGGACAACUUCCUUAUGAUCGGUGAUGUAUACAGGAGAGAUGAAAUUGAUUCAACACACUUUCCAGUCUUUCAUCAAGUUGAUGCAGUAAGAUCACAAAGAAAGGAACAAUUAUUUCAUGAACAUCCUGGAUUAGAGCUAUUUGAGCCUUAUUUUGAUCCACAAAGGCCACAAAUGUUUAAAAACUCAAUAAAAGACCCUAAUAAACAAAGUUGUCACAGUUUGGAAGCAACUAAAUUAAUGGAAGCACAACUUAAGAACCAUUUAAUUGGUUUAGUUCAUUCACUUUUCGGUGAUAAUGUGAAACACAGAUGGGUUGAUGCAUACUUUCCAUUUACUCAUCCGUCUUGGGAAUUAGAAAUAUUUUAUGAAAACAAUUGGUUAGAGGUUCUCGGUUGUGGUAUCGUUAGGAACGAGAUUUUAGCAAAUGCAGGACCUAAUAAUACAAUAGCAUAUGCAUUUGGUCUUGGCUUAGAAAGAAUCGCAAUGGCAUUAUACAAGAUACCUGAUAUCCGAUUAAUGUGGAGUGAAGAUUCCGGUUUUGUUUCACAAUUUCAGAAUAAAUUAAAUGAGAAGAUUACUUAUAAAGCGGUAUCGUCUUAUCCGCAGUGUACAAAUGAUAUUUCAUUCUGGUUGCCAUCUGAUGUAACUAUUGACACAUUUAUGAACAAUGAUUUUUACGAUUUAGUGAGGGAUGUUGGAGGAGAUGUUAUUGAACAGGUGAAGUUAAAAGAUAGAUUUGUUCAUCCAAAGACAAAAAAGCAUAGUCUAUGUUACAGCAUAAUUUAUAGACAUUUGGAAAGAACUCUAACACAAGUUGAAGUAAAUGAAAUACAUAAGGAAAUUGAGAAAGCAAUUGUUAAAACAUUUAAUGUUGUUAUAAGAUAAAGUGUUUGUUGACUAGUUGUUUAUCAAUUAAAUA